AUGUCGUCCUUCGAGUCGGUUGUCAUCAUCGAUGGCAAGGGCCACCUCCUCGGUCGCCUGGCUUCCACCGUUGCUAAGCAGCUCCUUGCUGGCCAGAAGAUUGUUGUCGUCCGCUGCGAGGCCCUCAACAUCUCCGGCGAGUUCUUCCGCUCUAAGCUCAAGUACCACGCCUACCUCCGCAAGGCCACCCGUUUCAACCGCACCCGUGGUGGUCCCUUCCACUUCCGUGCUCCUUCCCGCAUCUUCUACAAGGCCAUCCGCGGCAUGAUUCCCCACAAGACUGCCCGUGGUGCCGCCGCUCUUGAGCGCCUCAAGGUCUUCGAGGGUGUCCCUCCCCCUUACGACAAGAAGAAGAAGAUGGUCGUCCCCCAGGCCCUCCGUGUCCUUCGCCUCCAGCCCGGCCGCAAGUACUGCACUGUCGGUCGUCUCAGCCAAGAGGUCGGCUGGAAGUACUCUGACGUCGUUGCCCGCCUCGAGGAGAGAAGAAAGGCCAAGGGUGCCGCUUACUACGAGCGCAAGAAGGUUGCCGCCCGCCAACUGUCCGACGCCAAGAAGAACGCUGCCACCAAGAGCGCAACAACGGCUGCUCUUGCCUCUUUCGGCUACUAA
Molecule: messenger RNA, 609 nt
Organism: [Torrubiella] hemipterigena
Lineage: Eukaryota; Fungi; Ascomycota; Sordariomycetes; Hypocreales; Clavicipitaceae
Source: the annotation of a GenBank genome assembly